AUGAUCGGGCAGAAAACUAUUAAAUCAUUUUUCUCGCCUGUCGCCCAAAAGAAGUCUGGCAAAAAUGUAAACGAAGUGGCGCAUGAUGUUAAAGACUCGCGGAAGCGCAAGUCUUCAGCGGUGGAGCCGGAGCCUGAACCGGAGCCCUCCAGCUCCAUAUCGGCUUCUCUUUCUCAGGAACAGCUUGACAGGAUCGCCCGUAACAAGAAGGCGGCACUAGAGAAGCUCGCUUCCGGCCAAACCCCUCCAGGAUUCGGGGAGAGCUGGCGAAAGGCACUGGCUGCUGAGUUUGGGAAACUCUAUUUCAAACAAUUGAUGCAGUUUGUUAACCAAGAAAGGAAAUGUCACACUGUGUACCCACCUGCCGACCACGUCUUCACCUGGACACAAAUGUGUGAGGUCAACGAUGUUAAAGUGGUGAUCCUCGGUCAGGACCCGUAUCAUGGUCCGAAUCAAGCCCAUGGAUUGUGUUUCAGUGUCAAAAGACCAGUGCCUCCUCCUCCAAGUUUGGAGAACAUUUAUAAAGAGCUGGUGAAUGAUAUUGAAGGCUUCCAGCAUCCAAAGCAUGGAGAUCUAAGCGGGUGGGCCAAACAAGGCGUGCUGUUACUCAAUGCGGUGUUGACUGUGCGAGCGCACCAGGCCAAUUCGCAUAAAGACAAAGGCUGGGAAACGUUCACCGACGCAGUGGUGCAGUGGCUCAGCAACAACACGGAGGGCCUCGUAUUCAUUCUGUGGGGGGCCUACGCUCAGAAGAAAGGAGCUACAAUAAACAAGAAACGUCACCACAUCCUCCAAGCGGUACAUCCUUCUCCCUUAUCGGUUCAUCGUGGAUUCUUUGGGUGCAAGCACUUUUCAAAGGCCAAUGAGCUGCUGAAGAAAUCUGGAAAGUCACCUGUUGACUGGAACGCACUUUAA
Messenger RNA from Nerophis lumbriciformis (worm pipefish), 915 nucleotides. Lineage: Eukaryota; Metazoa; Chordata; Actinopteri; Syngnathiformes; Syngnathidae. The record is from RefSeq and is a predicted model, not a curated record.